AUGGGAGGAUUGUUUUGUAAACGUUGGGGUUUACAAUCUCCAUUUGAUUUUAAAUUUAAAGAACCACAGAAUGCAUCAGAUGAAGAUUAUGAUCAAGAUGGUCAAUAUGUUGGUAAUGGAGAUCAACAGACUAUCAUGAGUGGUGUGAUUGCUAGAUAUCAAGUUGGUUGUGUUUGGCAGCUUAUUAGUAUUAGUUUUAGUGAUCUGGACAACCCUCCAAAGCAUGAAACCAUCAUGAGCUUAGAUAAAGAACUAGAAAAGGUCGAAGCCAACUUUCCUAGUUGGUUUAGAACACGUUAUGAAUCCGAUACAUCUUCCAUCUCUCCUCCUUCAACAGAUAACCCAAUGUUUGAUAUUGAUAGAUUGAGCACUUAUGCUGUUUUGGCUGGUGCUCAAAUUCGUUUACAUCGAUCAUUUAUUUCUCCAAGAGAAGGUGUCACCUUGGCUGAUGUAGAGUUGCAUAGAAAAAGGAUCCUUUAUUAUGGUCGUUUUCUGCUUGAGAUACAAAAGCGAAGAGACUUCUUCUCACUAAAACGCGUUCCCUUUCAGUUUUUUGCGCUCAGCGCUGGGAUUGCAUUAGCAGUCUAUUGUCUUACAUCAGAGCCAGGUGCAAGAGAAUGCGCAAGUUUGAGGUAUGAUUUACAGUUAUUAUGCUCUGUUUACCAGCCUUUUAUCCAGUCAAGCUCUAUCUUACGUAGAUCACAUGGAGCUCUUAUCUUUUUACUCCAAAGUGAUACAGAGAGGUUAUCUAAAUUUCAUUCAAGUGAGAAUGAUGAGUCAAUGAGCUCAGUCCUUGAUGAGGAUCACUCGAGACAAAACCAUUCACUCACUCCAGAUCAAGGUCCAUCUUCUUUCUUCAAAUUCACCAUCACUUCAUCCCCUGGUCCAAGUGAGAAUUUGGUUGAAUCUGAUCAAGAUCACACCAAAUUCUACUUUUACUCACAAGUUUAA
Messenger RNA from Melampsora larici-populina 98AG31, 951 nucleotides. RefSeq lists its product as uncharacterized. NCBI's taxonomy places the organism in Eukaryota, Fungi, Basidiomycota, Pucciniomycetes, Pucciniales, Melampsoraceae. Bases 1 to 951 code for a protein of 316 amino acids. The transcript is spliced from 6 exons. The record is from RefSeq and is a predicted model, not a curated record.